This is a messenger RNA of Penicillium verhagenii, 855 nucleotides long. Its product is annotated as alpha/beta hydrolase. NCBI's taxonomy places the organism in Eukaryota, Fungi, Ascomycota, Eurotiomycetes, Eurotiales, Aspergillaceae. The coding region runs from base 1 to 855 and encodes 284 amino acids. Gene Ontology annotation, cellular component: nucleus; cytoplasm. The record is from RefSeq and is a predicted model, not a curated record. The transcript has a single exon.
AUGGGCUCAGCAUCGGCCGCCGGGGCGCGUCAGCCUCUCAAAAUCCUCAUGCUGCAUGGCUACACACAGUCGGGCACCCUGUUCCAUGCGAAAAGCCGCGCCCUGAUCAAACACAUCCAAAAGGCUUUCCCGUUACACGACGUCUCCGCCAGCUACCCCACAGCCCCGAUCCACCUCAAGCCCAGCGACAUUCCCGGCUACGAGCCCUCGAAUACGUCCAGCGUCGAGCCCGAGGAUACAAUCGAGGCAUUCGGCUGGUGGCGCCGCUCCAACACCGCAAACCCACCUCUGUACUCCGGCAUGGACGAGGGACUAGCCACAGUUGCUAAGACCCUCACUGAAGAGGGACCUUUUGAUGGCGUGAUCGGGUUCUCGCAGGGCGCUACAAUGGCCGGCAUGGUGGCUGCGCUAUUGGAGCCGGGGCGCAAAGACGCAUUUGCGCAUUUCGAGGCUGAGGGAGAGGGCAUCCCUUACCCUGUGGCCUUUUCUGAGGCAGCGGGAUUCUCGCAUCCGCCGUUGAAGUUUGCGCUGUGCUAUAGUGGGUUCCGGGCGCCUGGGGCGAGAUAUCGUGGGUUCUAUGAGCAUCCGGCUAUUCAGACGCCCGUGCUGCAUGUGCUGGGGUCCUUGGAUGCUGUUGUGGAUGAGGCGAGAAGUCGCACGUUGAUCCAUGCUUGUGUGGGGAAUCCGGAGAAGGAUGGCUCCGUGGUUUGGCAUCCUGGUGGUCACUUUUUGCCCAGCCAGCGGCCUUAUCUGGAUGCUGCUGUGCAGUUUAUUCGGAAGCAGGAGGAUAAGAGCAAUGUCAAGGGGACGGCGCUCGAAGAAGAGGAUGUUAAUGACAUGGUUGUACCGUUCUGA